UCUGGAACGCGGCCGUGCCCAUCAGAGUGUAAAGUGUGCUCGAACGGUGAUCCGCGUGCGAUUAUAGCCAGCAAUAACUCUCUUACACGUAAGAGAUCCACAAAAAUAAUUCGGACUUCGUUAUCGAUAGUGUGUGUCUGUGCGAGUGUUGCGUGUGAACGCGACUGGAGCAGUGCCGCUGCGUAAAGAAGAUACGAAACGUUACGAUGUCGGCCAAAACGAUGUUUUACGCGUUUUUCGUCUUUGCAUUGGUCGCGGUUUGGUCAGCCGCAGCUGUGCCACUGGCCGUCGACGACUUCUCGUCGCCGGCAAAUCUUAAAGAAAACCUUGAAAUUGAAACUCCGUUAGUAAGUCAAGAGCCUGAACAGCAGACGAAGGGAACGGAUGCGUCAGUUCUACAAACCGACAGGACUGAAUCAUCUCCGGAUGCGCAGCAGUCUAGUCAAACGGAAGAAGUGACCGUUGGAUCAGGAACUCCAGUGAUUGGAACUGAACCGGGUUUAUCGGAAGUUUCCAAGUCCGAAUCUGACGUUUCGACGACAGCCACCGUCGAACAAACGGAAAGCGUCACCGGAACAAACUCGCCUAGCCCCGUCGCAGAAACCAACUCUCCCAGCCCCAUCGCCGGAACAUUCCCUUCCAGUUCCGAUGCCAAACCCAACCCAUCUGUCCCUGUUUCCCAUCAACCAUCUAGACCGAACUACUCGGGUAGCGUGCAUUCUGUGAAAUUAGGACCAGGUAUUCCGUUCUUUUUGGAACUGAUACAGCCUUUCCAGCCUUUCCAGUCCUUCCGUCCAUUCCAACCUUUUCCUUCUAACACUAAUGAUCAACCAUUCAGGCACCAACCGAUACCGUUCGGCGCUCCCAUCGAUCCAUUCGCAAAUCCUAUGAAUACUCAACCUUUCAACCAGAUGGUUGAAGCAUACACCAAUGAGUUUAGAACUCCCGAAGUCAUAAUAUUAAAACCGAAAAGAAACGUCCGACUUAAUACAACCGCAAUGCCACCCAUUCCGUUGCUAAUGAACAUCAUGCUUAACGCUUUUCGGCAUCAUGAGCCGUCAGACAUGUUGGCAUCUUUUGACAAAAUGGGCUUCCCACCAAUGGAAAACUUGGGUGAAGUUCAGGAAGGCUCAGGCAAGCCCGUGAGGAAGACUACAUCCAAGACCGAAAUCAUUGACGGACACCAAGUCCAAAUAAACGAAACGACGGUCACCAAUGGAGACGCAAAUCACAAGAGUUUCUACCAUUUCAAAGAAAUUCAAGUGCUGCCCGAAGAGACGAACAAAAAAAUCUCAAAUGAAAAAAUUAUAUCGAUAGCUAAUGACGAUUCGGAGACGGAGAAAGUAGAGACGAACGAAAUCAAACCUAACCCGUCUGGUACAAUGCAAGCUAACGUUAACGACGACCGGAAGAACUUUAUUAAAAAGACACCCGAGCCUGUCUCGCUGGACGAUCACUUCCAGACCGCCGCGGCCAGUUACUACGCACCAUACGCUCCACUAUUCGGGCCCCACCAACCACCGACCGGUCCUUUGCAACAGAAACAGUACCACGGAUCGUAUCCGACACAGAACCAAGGGUUUUACCCGGCACCUAACCAAGGAUUUUACCCGGCACCGAACCCAGGAUUUUAUCCGGCACCAAACCCAGGAUUUUAUCCGGCACCGAACCCAGGAUUUUACCCUGCUCAGAACCAAGGAUUUUACCCAGCCCAGAACCAAGGAUCUCGUCCGUCUCAUCCACCCCCAAACCACGGAUCUCGUCCGUCUUAUCCACCCCAAAACCACGGAUCUCAUCCGUCUCAUCCACCCCAAAACCACGGAUCUCACCCAUCUCAACCACCCAUCAGCUUACACGGCGAUACUCUGGUUAACGAGCUUGCCGCUGCUCAACAACAAUCAUCCGGCGGCGUGGUGUUACCGCCCGAAGUAGAGUUUGUGGAUGUGAAUGGCAAACCGCAACCCAGCGGCCAGUAUCAUCACUACAACAGCAACAAAAUCAUCAACGAUAACGGUAAUCGCGGUCAUGACAAGUUUCCUGGCCGUAAGUACUGACUGCGGAGGGGUCCGAUUUAACUCGCGGUCGGUGUGUUAUGACUUAGUGUACUCAAUGAGUUAGGAUACGUAAAAUAAUAAUUUAUUAUAUCGAAUUGUGUAUUAUAGUAGUCUAUAAUGAAGGCUCUGUGUGUCGAACCGUUUUAUCGUUAACAUACAUUCAUAAUACAUUUAAAUUAUUUACACUGUACCUACCUAUAUAUCAUUAUAUCUAGACGGACUCCCGCAUCAGUGUAUUGUGUAAAUACGAAGUCAUCAUCGUUAUUCUGCAUCGUUUAAUAUCAGUUAUUUAUUAAAAAUAUUGUUUUUAUUUUUAUUUUUUUUGUACAUAUUUUUAUUCACACACAUAUAUUAUUAUAUCCUUUGUUAUAAGUACGUAUGAAGUAUAAAUAUUACCAUGUAUUUUACUUGUCCGCCCGCUAUAGAGACUCUCCGUAGAGCGUCGUUGUGGCCGCGCGUUCUCUCUCUCUCUCUUAUUUAUAAUAAUAUUAUCUGUGUACUGGCAGCUUAUUAUACCGGCAUCGCAUAAAUAAUAAAUAACCUCAUCGCUCUCGCAAUACUCACAUUUAAUUAAUGAAUAUAUUAUUUUAACGUGCAAACAGAAAUUUGUUCCACAUGGAUUUCAAAAGACAAAAAAUAUACCUAUAAACAUAAUAUAUUACACAAAAAAAUAAUUUUAGUCAAUAUCGUUCUUAAUCUAGACGCCAUUUACUGAUAUAUUUUUCAAUAAAUAUAAUUUUUUUAUGUUCAAGUGAUAUUCAGUCAAUUUUUGGCGUUAAUUUUAAUUCGUAUUAAUUAUUAAUUACUAUUGUAUAAUUUUUAGUUACUGUACCUAUACCUAAUAAUUAAUACAUAUAAUAUUAUGUUUCUAUAAUAAACCGUAAAGAUACCAAAGUUAUAAAAUAUUAUUUUAUUAUACAUUGUUUUUAUUUGUCCUUAAUUGUAUAAUAUUUUUGUAUUAAGCCUAACUAUAGAUUUUGCUCUUUAUAUUUUGCUGAAUUAUAGAUGAUGUUUAUUUCAGAUGUAUUCAUGUCAUUUCUGUAUUUAAAAAUUACAAUGCUAUAAUGCAUUCCUCUAUAUUAUUAUGUAUUUUAGACGAUGGUUGAUUGGACUCAUUAAUAAAAAUUCAACUAUAAUUAAGUACUUGAACACCAAUUUAUAUCUAAACUUAAUAUUUAAUGCUUAAUACUUUUUUGUAUAUUAUGUUGGAUAACAUUGAUCAUCUUUUAAGUAGGAUGUAAGAAAACAUUUUUUUGAAAAAUAAAUAAAUUGAAAUAAAUUUAAGGUAAUAUAUUUUUAGGUAUAUUGAUUUUAAAUGUAGAAACAGAUCACUGUAAAUUUACUAAAAUAACUAACAUUGGACUGUUAUUUGCUGUUUUGUAAAUUAAUAAAUAAUUCAGGUAAAUAGGUAAUUGACGGUUCGUAUUACCAUUUAAUUUUAGGUAAAUACAGAAUUGUAUAGAUUCUUUGAUAAUUUCUGUUAUGCAAUGUCAACAUUUAAAACUACAAAUUACGUCAUAUUGGUUACUAUUAUAAUAUUAUGUGAAUAAAUAGAAUGCAUUUUAAAUCUAUGUCAAGUUAGUGGACUACCUAUGAUGAUUUAAAAUACACGGCCUUUGUUAUAAGCAAUAUAUUCUAAAAAAUGUGUUUGUGAAAUUCUAACUAUUUUGUUAACAUGUAAUAAUAAUUUCUAUAUUAUUUGUUAUACCAGUCAAUAUUCCUGUUGCCAAUAUGAUAUUAUACAUGAGUGAUGAGCAGAUAUUUGACUACAAAUGCAUUGUAUAACAUAAUAUUGUAGCACUAUCGUUGAUUAUAGAAUAUGAAUAAUGAAUAAAUAUAUAAUAUUACAGCAAAUGCUUUAAUCAAUAGUACUAUGUAAUAUGCAUUAGGUAUGCAUUGCAGAAAGACUAUAGUAUAGUAUUAAUUUAACAAAAUAUUACGAAUUCUGUUUUUAACCGA
Molecule: messenger RNA, 4013 nt
Organism: Aphis gossypii (cotton aphid)
Lineage: Eukaryota; Metazoa; Arthropoda; Insecta; Hemiptera; Aphididae
Exons: 6
Coding region: 207-2054 (615 amino acids)
Source: RefSeq, a predicted model, not a curated record